This is a messenger RNA of Mitosporidium daphniae, 870 nucleotides long. RefSeq lists its product as uncharacterized. The annotation marks the transcript as partial. The transcript has a single exon. Lineage: Eukaryota; Fungi; Microsporidia. The record is from RefSeq and is a predicted model, not a curated record.
AUGUUUUCCGCAAAGCUUGGCAUAGAUUUGUAUGAAAAUGGAAUAACAUCAAUUAUUUCCAAUUUGGAUGUUUAUGCUGCAGAUAAGUUGCAUAAUUUGAUCCAUUCCUCUACAGUGCUAUCAUCGAUUGCUUACAAAUUCGAGAUGGUUUUGAUAUUUUUAGGGGCUCUCAUUAUUGCUCUGUUGUAUUCUGAUUACUCUGAGACUUAUAAAAAUAAUCCGCCGCGUUUGGCGGUUUCGUCUUACAGGGUGUCUUCAACUCCUGCCUUGAUCGGAAAAUUCUUUGAGCCCCUAAUUGCACUGGCAUUCUGGCAAUUUCUUUCGCACGUAUUUUUGCAAGUUGUUGUGUCCUUUCAUUCGAUGAAGAAUGUCGAUGAAUAUGCGGAAAAUGCUGUCAAAUUAUUCAACGUUAUAAUGCCAUUUGGAGCCCUUAUUCCGUAUAUGUGUUCGCAGGCCUAUGAGGCUCUCUACAAUCAGUAUACAAGCUCAAAUUGCAUUAUACGUUCUUUCCUUCUUGGUGGGCUGUAUUGGAUUACCCGCAGAUCGAUUAGGAAUCUCUCUUUGAAGCCAGACUCUCCGUGCUUCAUCGGCUCCUUCUAUUCGGUUUUCUUUUAUGCGGCUAUAUAUAUUUUGAGUUUUAUCCUAACUACGACCCACCUGAAUAUCCUGCCUUUGGCAAAAGUGGUUCGAUCCUCUGACAUUUUCUUUUCAAUUUUAAAUGUUUCUCUUAUGUUAUUUGGAAAGAACAUUUUCGAGGGCUUUGUUAAUAUCCGUCUCCUUUUCUUUCAGCUCAAAGAAUAUGUUCGCUACGACUAUUUUUAUACCGUUUCUUUUAUCCUCAUCAUGAAGAGUAAACAUCUAUUCGAUAUC